AUUGGGUUGAAGCAAAAGCGUGUGAGCGGGGAGGAGUAUGAUGAGUUAAUCGAUGAGUUCAUGGCGGCCGCGGUGAAGCGAUAUGGGCAAAAUACUCUGAUUCAGUUUGAAGAUUUUGGGAAUAAAAACGCUUUCAAAUUCUUGGCUCGGUACAGAGACACGUACUGUACGUUCAACGAUGAUAUUCAGGGGACGGCGUCCAUUGUGGUGGCUGGGUUGAUUGCGUCGCAGAAGAUUGUAGAGAAAACAAUGUCUGAGCAUACAUUUCUAUUCUUCGGUGCGGGCGAAGCAGCAAUUGGUAUUGCCAAUCUUCUGGUGAGAGCGAUGGAGUCCGAAGGCAUGUCGACUGAACAAGCUUGCGAGAAGAUUUGGAUGUUCGAUAAGCAUGGAUUGUUAGUGUUAGAAAGAGAGAAGGAAAACUUGGAUGCGCAUAUGGUUCGCUACGCGAAAGAUAUAUAUCCAUCGAAAGACUUUUUGGCAAUCGUCAAAGAGAUUAAACCAUCAGUGCUGAUUGGAGCAUCGGCCGUUGCUGGAGCUUUCAACGAAGAAGUACUGAAAUCUAUGAGAGAAUGUAACGAACGUCCAAUCAUAUUCGCCUUGUCAAACCCAACGGCAGUCGCAGAAUGUACACCCCAACAGGCAUACGAUGUUACGGAAGGCACAUGUUUAUUUGCGUCAGGGUCACCAUUUCCGCCGGUUCAGAGAGAUGGAAAAACCUUCAUCACUGGUCAAGGAAAUAAUGCGUAUGUCUUUCCGGGUGUGGCUUUGGGCGUUAUUGCCUCCGGAAUUCAUCACAUUUCAGACGACAUAUUUCUGACGGCAGCGCAAGUCAUUUCCAGGAAGGUUUCCGACGAAGAUUUAUCCAAAGGUCUACUGUAUCCUCCGUUGAGUAGUAUUAAGCAGUGUUCAAUCGAAAUAGCUGUUGCAGUGGUUGAAUAUGCUUACAAGGAAGGCAUUGCUUCCAGGUAUCCCGAGCCGGAAGAUAAACUGGCUCUUGUCAAGUCACACCAAUACUGCUUCCGCUACGAGCCAUCACUUCCUGCAACCUGGGCCUGGCCGGAGCAGCAUUUUAAGCCUCACGGAACAUCCAAGGAUCCAUGUUCAAAUAAUAAACAAAAAUAAAUGCAUAGUUGGAAAUGUUUUCAUCUUG
Armigeres subalbatus is the source of this 1150-nucleotide messenger RNA. Its product is annotated as NADP-dependent malic enzyme-like. Gene Ontology annotation, biological process: malate metabolic process; pyruvate metabolic process. The annotation marks the transcript as partial. The transcript is spliced from 2 exons. Gene Ontology annotation, molecular function: malate dehydrogenase (decarboxylating) (NADP+) activity; NAD binding. Gene Ontology annotation, cellular component: mitochondrion. NCBI's taxonomy places the organism in Eukaryota, Metazoa, Arthropoda, Insecta, Diptera, Culicidae. The record is from RefSeq and is a predicted model, not a curated record.